AUGGCUGAGGCAUGCUUGGAAAACACCAACCAAGAGUUGAAGAUAAAGGGAUGGGGCACAACAAACAUCGUUGUUAUCUUUAAUAAAGAUUGUAAAGCAAUAUAUGUUGGUGUCGAUACAAGGUCUACAUCUGAUGGGACAAGAGGAUCUAUAGUGCGUGAGGACGCAAAAAAAUUUUGUUUUAUGGAGAGUUGCAAUGUAUUUGCAACUAUGGCAGGUUAUUCCAGACAUUGUGAAAAUAUGUUAAAUUAUGUGGAGAACUGCUUAACCACAUAUGCGGAAAUAGUUAACGGCAUCCAUGAUGCACCAAAAAUAGGCCAUAAGUAUAUUCGUGGUUGGCAAAAAUCGACACUAGAAUUAUAUCAGGGAUCAGUUUAUAUGGUUGGAUGGGAUGCAGAUGGUCUUCCUCAUGUAUAUAAAGUUAAUUCUUCUGGACCAGUGAAGAAAACCAAAUCCAAACGUUGCUAUGGAUUUGCGAAUGGAACCGGUGGCAAAAAAGUUCGUGAAUACUUCGAGAGUUUCAAUGUGGAAGUCCAAAGUUCAAAUGAAUUGUUAGAAACUGUGACAAGGGCUUUAUUAUAUGCAGCUCUAUUUGAUGACAGGAGCGGUGGAUAUCUGCGCGUGUUUAAGGUAAAACAAAGAGGCUUUGAUGAUUUAUAUCACAAAUCAGUUUUGGAAGCGCUUUUUGAUCAUUACGAUGCCUUAGCUGGUCAUCUUUCCAAAUCAUUUUUCUUUCUCUUCCCCAAGCGUGAUUACAAGCCUACACAUGACAUUAAUGUGAAAGUGCACAAAGGAUUCAAAAGAAAGUUUCAAAAAGAAUAUAAGGAUAAUGUUGUCAUAAAGCAAGGAAGAAGAUUUGUUAUACGACUCGUACAUUUUUAUAGCAUUCCUGAUGAACUAUAUGAGCAGAUGAGAAAACAAAAUCUUCAACGUAAUGUGCCUCGUGAAGUCCAAGCUCUACCGUGGGUUCUAAUUGAGCAAUUUGGUCGAGUUCCUAUUUUGUUUUGUAAGCCAACACAGGAGGUGAUGAGAGAUUUACAAGAUGUGUAGCAUUGGGCGUGCACUCCUUUAAAUAACUGCAAGAAUGCUAAUGCUUUGUUUAGACUAGUCAGUGUAAUAACCCAUUUCAUUUAUUUCAUCAUUUGUUUUCUUUUUUCUUUAA
This is a messenger RNA of Prunus mume (Japanese apricot), 1162 nucleotides long. Lineage: Eukaryota; Viridiplantae; Streptophyta; Magnoliopsida; Rosales; Rosaceae. The record is from RefSeq and is a predicted model, not a curated record.